Messenger RNA from Suillus clintonianus, 3334 nucleotides. RefSeq names its product RNA dependent RNA polymerase-domain-containing protein. Bases 140 to 3220 code for a protein of 1026 amino acids. Gene Ontology annotation, molecular function: RNA-directed RNA polymerase activity. Gene Ontology annotation, biological process: siRNA processing. Lineage: Eukaryota; Fungi; Basidiomycota; Agaricomycetes; Boletales; Suillaceae. Gene Ontology annotation, cellular component: nuclear RNA-directed RNA polymerase complex. The transcript is spliced from 11 exons. The record is from RefSeq and is a predicted model, not a curated record.
CUAUUAGAACGGGUUCAAACAGACGCUGGUUCAUCGACCUUUUCAGUUGUGAUCAGUUAUAGAGACGGACAGGAAUUCACCACCGUCAACACUGCACUCUUCUUUGUUCUCGUGUGGUUACACAACCAGACUCAAUUCGAUGUCGCCCGCUGGAUCCAUGAGUCCACCAGACUGGUCGUCGCCUCCCACAUCAUCCGCGAAGACGCCCAUCGCAUCAAUUGUGAAUGUGCCACAAGUGGUGACAAGGACAAAACACCGUCCUCCCCAGUUCGGCGUUCAGUUAAAUGUUGUACACAUCGCCCAUUGUGAGAGGGCUCAGAUUGUCCUCGAUCAACAGCAACUCGCGUGGGGAACAAUUUAUGAACUGGCACGAGGCGUCACUCGUGGGAUGUGGACCUUCGAAGAUAUGACGGAACAUCGUUUGCGUAAACUCAAGGGUUCAAAUGCGCAAGCUGCAUGGCAAGUGGCUGCCGUCAUGCAAGACAAAAUGGGGCCGCCAUCUGCGAUGAGAGCACCGCCGGAAAUUUGGGUUGAAUACGAUCGGGAGCAGCUUGCGAUUGUUGAAAACCAAGGCCGCGGCCUGGGAACUAUGGGUGACUGGGAGGGAAAAGAGAAUUGGUACGGAGGCAAGAUCCAGCAAGUUGCCCGUAUUGUGAAAGUUUGCAAUUCGUAUAAAUUCGAGCUCGAAAAACCUGAGAUUCGGCGGUCGCAUCGAUUCGCUCGGUUUUUGGGGUCUCGACGCAUCCUCCAAGUCCGCAUUCCGGACAGCCUGGCAUAUGACACAAAAGUUCGCGAAUUUCUGGAAUCCAGCAAAUUUGUGUUGUGUGGUCGCGUCUUCGUACCAUUUCAUGCGAAGGAUGGGAGUGCCUACCUUUUUGAAACCAACGAAAACAUAGAUCGGGACAGUAACCCUGGCGAUGGCGAUGGUCACCGACUAACGCUUUACGAAUUUGUACAGUGGCAUAAUCCACUGAGGUUGAAUUCAAAACAGCCUAUCAGUAAAUGGUCUACCCGAUGGACGCUCGGCCUAUCAACCUCGGUACCAACAAUCCAUUUUGCUCCCGAGAAUAUAUUCUUCAUUGGGGAUCAACAUGCUAUGGACUGGGGCGAGGGAAAUCUUCCAGCUGAAAAAAUUCUAACUGAUGGGUGUGGGUUCAUCAAUGGUGCAGCCUUGACUGCCAUCAUGCGAGUAAUACAAUACCCGAGUCGACCAACAGCCGUGCAGGGACGUAUCGCUGGUGCCAAGGGAAUGUGGGUUCUGCACCCAGAUCCUGAGUAUCAAGCCGCCGAUGGACCACCAAAGAUCUGGAUACGUAACUCGCAAAACAAAAUCAAUUGCGGGCCGUUGCACAAAGUUGACGCCGCCCACAGAAUUUUCGACCUCGUUGCGCCGGCUCGUGUAACUGGACAGAGCCGUUUAUCCAGGGAUACUCUGGUAAAUUUAGCUCACAAUGGCGUCCCUACUGGUAUAUUGAAGGAACUCAUGGCUGAUGGGCUGCACAAUGAAGUUCGCCAGCUCACUGAAUGGAAUGGCCCCGAUUCAAUGCUCAUAGUUUGGCGAGCUGUUGAGCGUGCUGGCCGUGUUGUGAUAUGCAGGCUACGGCGGCGCAUUGCUGGCCAGGCGCGUGCACUUGGCCUUGGCGAACUCCGGCCCAACGACAAGCUGGGUGACGAGAAUGAUGAUGGCGAUGAUGUCGUAUCGGACCAGCCACCGACUGCUUCGAGUCCCCGAAGUCGCCAUCCCCAUAGCGGCCAACCAACCACUCUGCAUGAAUCUGCACUCGAGCUUCUCCAGGCAGGGUUUCACCCCUUGAAGCUCGAGCCACUCUUUCGUAAGCUCCAAAGCGUGGUGACGCUAGUGCUGGACGAUUAUAUAGAAAAGUGUCAUAUCCCAGUCAAGGAAUCCCUUGAGGCCUACAUCAUACCAGAUCCAUAUGGGGUCCUUGAGGAGGGCCAAAUCCAUUUUCGGUCGUCGCAACCCAUCGUCGACCCUGAAAGCGGAACCCAUAUGGAUAUCGUAAUAGGAUCUGUUUUGGUGUGGAGGAAUCCCACGAGACUACCCUCGGACGUCCAGAAGGUCACUGCCGUCAAUCACCCAAAGUUGGCAAGUUACUUCGACGUCAUUAUCUUUUCGGUGAAAGGAGAACGUUCACUGGCGAGCUACUUGGGUGGUGGAGAUUAUGAUGGAGAUACUGUCGUGUUGACCUGGUCCAAAAACCUCGUUGAGAACUUUAACACCACUCCGCUUUGUGAAGAACCCGUGGAUCUGAGGAACGACUUUGAGCGAGAGGUCGAACACCUUGUUGAUUUUGACCAACGAGUAUCCAAGCUCUCAGACAAAGAGGCUCAAACAGCUUUUCAAAAAGUUUUACUGCUCGGGCUUGCGGACACGAAGCGCGGACUAUAUUCUCAUUUCCAUGACGCAGCUGUGUAUUAUUAUGGCUAUCCAAGUGCAACAGCCGUUCGACUGGCAUAUAUGUUUACGACGUGCCUGGAUGCAAGUAAGACCGGACUACGGGUCAAACACCAUGUUUUCGAGGCACACAAAAAACGGUACGGGAGCCUAAAGCCAUAUUACAAAGUGGCAGCUCUUAAAAAUAGCGGCUCUCGCAAAGAAGACCUACCGUUAUUGAAGCGAAAGGCAUCAUCGCCUUUCAUUCUCGAUGACCUUGUGGAUGAAGGCAAUCGCCUCCGCGACAAGUUUGUCGAGAAGUACUCGAGCCUCCGAACUUCUUCGACCCCUGUGACGGACGCCCAUCUCACCUCUCCUUACAUAUCUGCAUCUCGCAGGGCAACACAAGCGGUGCAUGCCGGUUUCCAAGGAUUGCAGGUCAACCUAACUGUUGCCAAAAAGCAGGUCGACAAAGCAUACAAAGACUGGCUAGGUGCCAUUGCGAUGCAGAAAUGUGCUUCAAGCGUCAGGGGUUCUCCUGAUCCCAAGGAACAACAGAUCCAAAAGGCUGCGCAAUAUUUCGCGCAGCGGCCGUUAUCCCAAGACGUUCUCUUUUUUUCCGAGGAGGAACUCAAGACUAUCAUGGCAUCGUAUGCUUACACUCUCAACCAGUCGUUCGGAUUCUCUGUUGCCUUCGCAGAGCUUUGCGCCAUCAAAGCGCGAGUACAAGGUGGAAUCGUUUUCGAGGAUAAGUUUGCACAAGUUAUGAACAUACCUAACAACGUCCUGCGAGCACUUUCGCUAGCACAGGAUGAUGUAGAUGAUUGAGGUUUCAAUAUUUUUCAUGACAUGAUACUUGGUCAUUCAGUACAUCGGCGUAUCUCAUCGAAUGUCUUAUUUGCAUCCCAACAAUCUUCGGUACUUGCUGCCUGCUUGCGGUCU